AUGGCCAUCGAGGAUGAGGAGAUCACCGGGCCCAGCAACAGUGGCAGGAAUGAACCUGCCGUGGACUUUCUCCCGAAGACGGCCUCCGCCUAUGGCGAUCCUCGUUACUGGUCGUUUUCUGAUUCUAUAUAUUUCCGGUUCACGGCGGAGGAGCACUAUGAGUGGCUCAAAGAGUACUCGCACUUUCAGCACCUCAUCCUUCCAAAUAUAUGCCCCGAACAUUCUAUUUUAGAAUUGGGUUGUGGGAAUUCACAACUCAGCGAAGAUCUGCACGGUGAGGGUGUGAUCGAUGUAACUUGUAUCGAUCUCUCUGCGAUUGCUGUGCAGAGGAUGAGACAACGCUUGAAAGAAAAAGGAAUCAAAGUGAUUCAGGCUGACAUGCUUGACCUUCCAUUUGAGAGUGAGAGCUUUGAUAUUGUUAUAGAAAAAGGAACAAUGGAUGUAUUGUACGUUGACAGUGGUGAUCCAUGGAAUCCCAGGUCUGAUACAGUAAGCAAAGUGAUGCAAAUGCUAACAGGCGUGCACAAGGUUCUGAAACCAGAUGGAAUUUUCAUCUCCAUUUCUUUUGGACAGCCACACUUCAGGCGUCAACUGUUUGAAGCUCCAUGUUUUACAUGGUCUGUCGAAUGGAAAACAUUUGGGGAAGGAUUUCAUUAUUUCGUAUACACUCUGAAGAAGGGAAGGCGGUCUUGUGAAAGCAAAUACCCGAGCAUUGAUGAUGCGUGCGUUGUUCCCGGAAUGAGUUUGAUCCACGAUGAGCUGGACGAUGAGGAUUUUAUAUUUCGAGUUGAUAUAUAGACGGACUGGGAAUUUAAUUGGCAUACUUUUUGUUUUUCCCGACACCCUUGUUUAGUACUAGUAUAACUUCUAAGUUUUUUAUUUUUUGUUUUCAAACAAAGCCUUAAGACAUCUAAAAAGUUAUUGGCUUUUAAUCAUCCA
Messenger RNA from Phalaenopsis equestris, 939 nucleotides. Its product is annotated as endothelin-converting enzyme 2. The record is from RefSeq and is a predicted model, not a curated record. The transcript is spliced from 7 exons. The coding region runs from base 1 to 798 and encodes 265 amino acids. NCBI's taxonomy places the organism in Eukaryota, Viridiplantae, Streptophyta, Magnoliopsida, Asparagales, Orchidaceae.